AUCGCUUUCUACAACUUAUACAACUUAUGCUUAUGGUGAUGUCGCGAUUGUAUGUCAUUAAUUUGUGUUGAACAUUGGAAUGCUAUUUAUUGUGAUUUAAGCAAAAGUUUACAUCGAAUUCAACGAUUUUAUCAAAAUGACACAUGGACUUCUGUUGCGAUAACGUAUAAGUUGGUUUCUGAAUCCGCCGUACUAUUUAUUGCUGUGUCUAGCAUCAAUUUGUCACAACCAUGUCUUAUCCCGGUCAACCACCCAUGGGUAUUCCAGGAAUGCCUCCAAUGCCAUAUAUGGUUGGCGCACCUCCAUCAAUAAUUGGAGGAGUCAUGCCCAUGGCACAUAUGAUUCCAACACCCGUAUCUGCGAUGCAGACAUCCGCGCCAGCCGUACGUUACUCGCGCAAUCAAAAUCGCCACGAUAAUAAUCGGAGGCGCGAGAGAGAGUCGGGCCCACCUGUCACGGUGUUUAUCGGUAACAUAAUGGACAGAGCACCUGACGUGAUGAUGCGACACAUUCUGGGUGCAUGUGGCCAUGUACUUUCCUGGAAGAGAGUACAUGGAUUUGGGUUUUGCGAGUAUGCCGGCCCUGAUGCUGGUCUCAGGGCGAUCCGACUGCUUCACGACAUGGAAAUAGGCACGAAGAAGCUUCUUGCCAAGGUGGACGCCAAAACCAAGGUAGUCCUGGACGAAUUCAAAGCCGAGCGACGAAAGAAGCUCAAGGGCGGUCAGUCUCCGUUGCAAGAUGAGACCUCUAACGAGGGUGCGGACGGUGAGGAGGGUGAAGAUUAUAUGGACGAAGGUAUGAGAGUGGUCGAUGCAGACGCGCUCGCUCGCAUUAACCAGAUCAUAAGUGAACAUGCCGCGGAUCUGGAAAUGGCGCAAGUUGCUCCAGAGGAACAUCAGACAAAGAUGGUAGCUAAGUCGCUAAACCUGGAUGACGCAGAGAUAGAAGAGAGUAAAAGAGACUUGAUUACUCGAGAAAUUGGCAAAUUCAGGGAGGUCAUGAAGAAGCAGGAGGAGGAGAAGGCCCAGGUGAAACGAAAAAGAGAAGCGGUCGAGAAAGAGGAGCGCGAGAAGCGAGAGAAGGAGCGGCGCGAUAAGCGCGACGACGAUAUUACCAAGGAUGAUCAAGAUGGAGAUUCUGGUAGUCCUACAUCUCAUAAAGGUCGUAGUGAUAGCAGCAGUAGAAGAGAUAAACGUCGAUCUAGAUCCAGAUCUAAGGAACGCGAUAGGGAUCGAUCGAGAAACGAUCGAGACCGGGAUCGAGACAGAGACCGCGAAAGAGAUCGCGAACGUGAACGGGAACGGGAACGGGAUCGAGAUCGUGAAAGGGAACGCGAGCGAGAACGCGAGCGCGACAGGGAAAAGGAGAGAGAUCGGGAACGGGAAAGGGAACGGGAACGGGAGGAAGUGCGGAAAACCGAAAGGGAGAUUAUGCGUGAGAGGGAGGAGGAGGAGGAGGCGAAAGAGAGAAAGAAGAACGAGAGACGGGCUAGGGAGAAGGAAGCGGCGUAUCAGGAACGUUUGAGGGCGUGGGAGACUCGCGAACGACGUAAGCAGAAGGAGUACGAGAAGGAAGCUGAAAAGCGUCGUGCGAAGCGCGAGGCCAGAGAGAGGGAGGCGAAGCGGCUGAAGGAGUUCCUCGAGGAUUACGACGACGACCGUGACGACGCCAAGUAUUACAAAGGCAAGGAGUUGUCUCGUAGGCUCGAGGAGCGAGCUCUCGAAGCGGAAGCGGACUCGCGGGACCGUUGCGCGGAACGCCAAGAACUUCAGCGUCUACGCGACAAACUGUACGCGGACGCUUCCAAUCCGGAUCCUGCCGCGGAAUUUGAAAGAUUGAAAGCUGAAAGAGAGGAACAGUACAAGCCUAAACCAGUCAUUACCAUAAUCGACGAGGAGGAUGAAAAGACUGCGAAGAAGGAGAAGGAAGUAAUGCCGCCGAUAGAAACCGAGCCAAUCGAAAGCGACAGCGACGACGGUGUACAAUUCGAUGAUGCCUCGCAACCGGAAGCACCGUCCAGAACUCCACCGCGGCAUCAUCAUCACCACCGUCGGCAUCAUAGACAUCAUCAGAAUCAUCAUCGUGACGGCGAUGAGAAUCAGGAAGGACUAGCGGAGGCGGAUCGAGAAAGCUUGAAGGACACACGGCCAUCGCCGGUAAAUCAGUCGGUAGUGACGCCUGCUCAAUCCAUCCCGCCAUCAUUGGAUGAGGAUUCGCGUAUGUCUCUUGUCAGCGAACCCGAGAAGACGAGCAGCAGUAACUUUGUUCCCUUCGCCAUGGGAAGCGGUAGCAAUCGCGCUAGCGACCACGCCGUAGGUGCUAAAACGCCGGGCAGUCCCAAUACUGUCGCGAACUCGCAACAGGCAAAUCAAACGCGGAAGAAAGGUCGCAUCGAUGUCAAGGAUGUUUUCAAUAACGACGAUGACGACGACGCGGUUAAUAACGCGAAGAAGCGGAAACUCGUUCCUCUUGAUUAUGGUGACGAGAAGAAGAAGAAGGUGGAAGAAGCUGCGAAGCCGGGGAAAGAAGAGAAUACAAAGAGUCAGGAGGAAAAACGAAAGCACAUAAAGUCUCUUAUAGACAAAAUACCUACUGACAAGAACGCGUUGUUCGGUUAUCAACUUGAUUGGGCGAUCAUUGACAACACUCUGAUGGAGAAAAGGAUAAGACCGUGGAUCAAUAAGAAGAUCAUCGAGUACAUUGGUGAACCGGAACCUACCCUCGUGGAUUUUAUCUGUAGCAAAGUCAUGGCAGGCAGUUCUCCUCAGGGAAUCCUCGACGAUGUACAGAUGGUAUUAGAUGAGGAAGCGGAGGUCUUCGUGGUCAAGAUGUGGAGGCUACUGAUUUACGAGGUGGAGGCGAAGAAGAUGGGCUUGGUAAAGUAAAGUGGCCGUACGUUGUCCGUAAAUUUAUCGGCUCACGAUUCAUACUACACGUAAAUAUAUAUAUUUUGUUUUUAUUAAAUUUAGGCAAUAUUUAGGAAUUCUGUAUCUACAUGCAAUUCUAUUAUUCUAUAGGUAUUAUAGCUAUCGUUUUCCUAGACGACAAAUCUGAAUUUAUCAAUAAAUAGAUUAAGUGUGUAGUAGUCACAGCGUUAAAUAAACUUGUAAUUACGAUUUAUAAUAUGCAUCAUGUUUUUCAAUUUACACACAUGAUUAUUGUCAUGCGGGCUAGUAAUGAUUCCUGUGUAAAAUUAAAUAAAUAUUCAUAUCUUGAUA
This is a messenger RNA of Ooceraea biroi (clonal raider ant), 3218 nucleotides long. RefSeq names its product RNA-binding protein 25. The record is from RefSeq and is a predicted model, not a curated record. Lineage: Eukaryota; Metazoa; Arthropoda; Insecta; Hymenoptera; Formicidae. Gene Ontology annotation, molecular function: mRNA binding. Gene Ontology annotation, cellular component: spliceosomal complex. Gene Ontology annotation, biological process: regulation of alternative mRNA splicing, via spliceosome.